AUGAAAUAAAAUAAUUAUAAAACUUCUUAAGUCGAUCUUUCUAGUAUAGCAGAAUAAUCAAAUACCUAAUCAGAUGUAGAGCUAGAAUAAAUAGAUAUGGCUAAAAUGAACUGCUAUGAAUAUUAUAUUGCUAUGGAUCCACUAUCCACUCAAGUUUUCUAAAUUGAAGGAGAGCAUCACAUGAAAGAAUUGUUUAAUCGCUUAUUAAAGAAAGUUAUUGACAAAGCAUAAGAAAAUGAAAUCUUAAGAAAAUUACCAACAGUUUCUGCUUCAAAUUCAUUAAAUCUUUUAGUCAUGCCUUUAGCAUAAGCAUUCUAUAAGCCUGAAAAUCCUAUUCAAGAUAUUCAAAGUGGUGGUUUAGGAGAAGACUUUGAACCUGUAUUCCAUUUAAUUUAUUUAAGUUACAUAUUUAACAUGAAUAAUGGUUGACAUCAAAAGUAAACAUGGAAAUUAAACCAGAAAAUAGACCUAAUACAUGUUAAACAUCAAGUCCUAUGACAUUUGCAAGAUCUAAAGUUUUUGUAAUUCAAUCAUUAAUUUAAGGAUUAAACAUAAACAAUCAAAGAAAAAAAAUAGUUGGAUCCUAUGCCUAUAGAUUUAGUUGAUCCAUUAGAUAUCAGCUAAACAGAAGAACUAUUAAGAUAUAACAAAGAAUAAGAAACUAUAAAAAAGAAUGGAGAGUAAGAAAAAGAAAGAAAAAGAAAACUAAAGGAAGAAAAAGAAGAAAAAUUAAAAUAUGAAUUAAUGGCCAAAGAUAAGAAAUCUAAAUAAUAUACAUAUGAUUAUGAUGGCAAAUUGAUAUCUGUUAAUUAAACAAAGGGAAAUAAAUUGCCACCUCCAGCAUCAACUAUGGGGUAAAAUGAAAUAUUUUUUAAGAUCUAAAUUUGAUGAAGAUUAGGCAAUGAAAAUAAACCUAAAAAAGAAAUACAAUAAAGUUUCUUGGAAUAAUAAGAAAAUUGAUGAGGAGAAAGAUAAAGAAAAAGAUACAUUCAAAUUUAAUUAGAUAGCUCCUUUGGUAGUUGAGAAUAUGAAUUUAUAACCAGGAAUAGUAAUUAUUCAUGAAGGAAGAAUAAAAGAGGGAACAAGACCAAAUACUGUAGAUUUAUAAAAUAUGAAUAAUCCUGCAUUAAGAAUGGCAAGAAAUGAAUAUCUUAGUUUGACUUAAUAAAUGAAUUCGACAAUAAAUCAUAAUGUUUAAAUAAAAGCAGAUGAUAAGCCAAUAAAAUAAAUAGAUAAUGGGAAGGGAUUCAAUUAUGAUAGAUUUAAGAGACUUAACUAAUAAUCAAAUAAAUAACAUGGAGUUAUAAAGUAUAAUUAAAUAAUGAAUAAAUAGAAUAAACUCCACUAAAAUAUUUGAUUAAUUAUAAUCUGCUCUCCUUGAUGAACCUGAAGAAUUACCAAAAAUAAUAUAAUAAUAAACUUCUAAGAGUUCUUAAGAGAAUACAUUAAAAGGAGUAAGAAAUCCAGUUGAUUAAUUUAACUUAUCAUUAUAUAAGAAUAAUGUAGUAGGUAAAGAUUAAUAGAAUGAGAUUGGAAUUAAUUAUGAAAAAUUAAAAACAUCAAAAGCUAAUUAAAGGUAUUUACAAUAAUAAUCUUAGAGAUUUGAAAUCUUCAAUAGGUUCCAGAACAAAUAGGCCAAGAGAAAGAAAAAUGAUAUCCGAAUAAAGCACUUUACCAACUGUAAGGAGUCAAAAAAACUUUAAAUUAUGA
Molecule: messenger RNA, 1710 nt
Organism: Paramecium sonneborni
Lineage: Eukaryota; Ciliophora; Oligohymenophorea; Peniculida; Parameciidae
Source: the annotation of a GenBank genome assembly